Messenger RNA from Nelumbo nucifera (sacred lotus), 987 nucleotides. The record is from RefSeq and is a predicted model, not a curated record. Lineage: Eukaryota; Viridiplantae; Streptophyta; Magnoliopsida; Proteales; Nelumbonaceae.
UAGGCCUCGAAGAAGAUCGAGGCUCCAACGGCAGCAAUUCCAGGUAUAGUCGCUAGGCUAAUGGGUCUUGAGUCAUUACCGGAGUUGACUUGGGUUCCUCCAGGGAAGACCGCAGAUUUGAUUGGCCGAAAUAGGUCAGUAAACUAUGCAGGAUACUGGCCAGAAUUCGACCUAUCACGGGGGCACCAUUGACGGCUUUCAGAAAAUUUCUGAAAAAGCAAAAUUUGCUAAGAAGAAGAAGAAGAGUGAAUCCGCAACUACGCCUAGGAAAAUAGAAACCCAAUGUGACUCGGAAAAUACCGGCCCGGUUUCUAUUCUUGAUCUCAGUGAUGCUUUAGUCGAUUCUGGAACUCCUUUAUCAGGUUUGCCUCCUCAAUUCAGUUUCCUUACAGAAUUCGAAGUUCGUUUCUUAUGUGAGGUUUUCAAAUUCAAUCAUUUCCAAUUGUCACAUUCUCCCUUUGUUAAAAUGUUUUAUAAGACAAGAAGAAUGAAAGCCAAGAGGUUCAAAUUCAAGAAGAAGCCUCUCGACAGAGCUUGCAAAGUCCGACUGUGUAUCUCCACCUGUGGCUUGUAUUACGAGCUCAGAUGAUUGGGGAUCAGGUUCAUUUGAAGAGAAAACUAAGGAAACAAGGAAGAAUGAUGAUCAGGGGUACUCGGAGUGGUGGGGAGUGAUUAGCAAUUUAGCUGAAAAAGAAAUGAGGUCCUCCAUUUGGGUUUCUAGGGAGAUGUCAAAGUUGGAAGAAGUAGAAGAGAUCGGGAUUGAAUUUAGCAUACAAAUUUUCGAUCAACUUCUGUACGAGAUUAUAUUCGAAUUUUCUAGGCUUCUUUGAAGAAUUCUGCCCUAAAAUGAUUUCAAUAGACUGAACAAUUGUGUAUAAAUUCUGCAAAGUCUCUUCUGCAUAUGUAUUUUUCUUGCUCCACCGUUAAAAGAAUGUGAGCUUAAAUUCCCUGAGAAUCCAUGGCGCCCUGUAAUAGUAGGGAAAAAAA